AAGAGCGGAGAGCCGGCCCCGCGAGAGCUUCCCGCCAGCGGCUAACGGUCACACACAUCCCGUUCACUCUUCAACCCGAACCGCGAUGAAAGGAGUUGGAGCCGCCGCCUGCUGCCGUUGUUCGGGCGGCCCGUGGUGUGAGUGUGAGGCAGUCGACACUGCGGAGCAGCAGCAGGCGGCGGCGGCGGCUCGCCUGGAGCAGGAGCGCCGGCUGCAGCUCCUCUUCCAGCAGCUCGAUGUCAACCAGGACGGCGGCCUGUGUGUCAAUGACCUGGCGGCCGGCCUGCAGCGGCUCGGCGUCCACCGCACCGAGUCCGAGCUCAGGAAAGUUGUAAAAGCUGGUGACAAAGAUUGUGAUGGCCAACUGGAUUUUGAAGAAUUUGUGCAUUAUUUAAAAGAUCAUGAGAAGAAACUCCGACUGGUUUUCAAAAGCCUGGACAAAAAAAAUGAUGGUAAAAUUGAUGCACAAGAAAUCAUGCAGUCAUUACGUGACCUUGGAGUACAUAUUUCAGAGCAGCAGGCAGAAAAGAUCCUGAAACGCAUGGAUAAAAAUGGAACAAUGACGAUUGACUGGAAUGAGUGGCGAGAUUAUCACCUUUUACAUCCAGCAGACAACAUUCCUGAAAUAAUCCUGUACUGGAAGCACUCCACAAUCUUUGAUGUAGGUGAGAGUUUAACAAUCCCAGAUGAGUUCACAGAGGAGGAAAAACAAACCGGGAUGUGGUGGAGGCAGUUGGUGGCAGGGGGCGGUGCAGGUGCUGUGUCCAGAACAUGCACUGCUCCCCUUGACCGGCUCAAGGUGCUGAUGCAGGUACAUGCUUCCAAAACAAACAAUAUGUGCAUCGCAGGAGGAUUUAGCCACAUGAUUAAAGAAGGAGGAUUGCGAUCUUUGUGGAGAGGAAAUGGAAUAAAUGCAAUCAAAAUUGCACCAGAGUCUGCUCUCAAGUUCAUGGCAUAUGAGCAGAUAAAAAGACUAAUUGGUAGUGACCAGCAGCCAUUAGGAAUUCAGGAGAGAUUGAUUGCAGGGUCACUAGCUGGACUAAUUGCACAAAGUACAAUCUAUCCGAUGGAGGUGCUAAAAACAAGAUUGGCAUUGCGGAAAACUGGGCAGUACUCAGGAAUGCUCGAUUGUGCAAAACACAUAUUUAAGAAAGAGGGGAUUAGAGCAUUCUACAAAGGAUAUGUUCCCAAUAUGCUGGGCAUCAUCCCCUACGCUGGAAUAGAUCUGGCUAUUUAUGAGACUUUGAAGAAUUCCUGGUUGCAGCGCUAUGCUACUGACAGUGUGGAUCCUGGUGUUUUUGUUCUCUUGGCUUGUGGCACUGUUUCGAGCACCUGUGGACAGCUAGCUAGUUACCCAUUAGCACUUGUCAGGACACGAAUGCAGGCACAAGCUACCACUGAGGGAGCACCUCAGCCCACAAUGCUUGGACUCUUCAGGCACAUUCUGAGCACAGAAGGAGCAAUUGGACUAUACCGUGGUUUAGCACCCAAUUUCAUGAAAGUUAUUCCAGCUGUAAGCAUUAGCUAUGUGGUGUAUGAAAACCUGAAGAUGACACUUGGAGUCACAUCGCGAUGAAACUCAGAAGGGACUUGAAGCUGAUUAAUCUUGGGUGAUCAUCCUGGGGUUUCAACCAUUUCAUUCUGUGAAUGUCAUAAAACACUAGUUAAGUAAGGACACCAUGGGGAAGAGGGUUAAAGGGACCAUUUCCCCAACACGAGUCAGCAGGUUUAUUUUCUGAUCAGCCUUUGAUUUUUGACAGAAGUUGAAAAAUGUAACUUGGAUCCUUAUUGGAGCUGAUUUGUGUAGCACUGUCUCCACUGCAUCAAUUAUUCAAAGACCACUUGAAGCUCUUUAAUUGUUAUAUGACACUAUUACAAAUACCCAUGUGAAAAACACUUCUUGCAAUCAUGUGAUAUUCCUCAUCUGAUUUUAAUAGUAGUGCUGCCCUAAAUUUUAAAGUAAGUGGGUUGAUCCUGGUGUUAAAAAGGCAAAUGGAAUAUCAUAGGAAUGCAUCAAGGUGUUAAACAACUAGCAUCGGCAAUCAUCAUUUGUAUCGAGGGGGAAUGGAAAAUUGAAUCUUUUUUGAUGAACAGGUUGGGUCUGUGGAACAUUAGAAUUUCCGCAAUUGAAUGUAAUGUGACUGUGGAUUUCCCCUCUGAAAUUGUAACUUGAUCUGCACAACUGGGAAGCUCCAAAAAGGAUUCUGGUUUCCUUUUAUUUUAAAUUCUGGAGACAAAAGUAUUCUCAUUCUUUUGUCACAUUUGCACAUUUCUUGAGUUUCGAUAUUAGCUGGGUUAAUUUUAUCAUGGUGUCUGGUUUUAUCAUGUCCUGCAGAUGUAAACUGGAUAUUUAUGUUAUUUAUUGUUUACAAGUUUGCUGAAGGCUUAUAAUCUGAUAAUGGACACAUAAUCAUCUGGUAAAGGAACCAAAUAUUAGGUCCAUGUAAGAUUAUAUUAGACCAUCAUGAGUGAAGUUAAACCCACCCUUUCCAGUUUAUUUUAAAUCUGCUUCACUUUGUGCUGUGUGGGUGGUCAGCUGUCUUAUGGAAAUCUUAAAUAAUUGUCUCGUGUUUAGAAAGGGGUUAAAUUAUUUAUUUUUAUACACCUUGCUGUGCUAACCAGAUAUUUAUUAAUAAAUGCAACUUAAAUGAGGGCAGAUUGUGUUGCUGUCUUUUGCACGUCCUAUAAUUUAGCAGUUCAUUUUGUAUGAGUUUUAAAUCCUCUUGAGCCCUUUCUAAUGUGUGGAGGCAUUAAUUAACUUUAUCAGUCAUUUUGACUUUCUUGUUAAUUCCAAACUCUGAUUUGAAUGAGAAAUGAAAGGAAUAAAAGCAUGUGUAUAGCACAGGCCAGUUUGGUCCUGUGCAAUAUGGCCAUUUUCCAUGUAGCAUAUUACUGCAGAAUUGUCUGGGUCAAGUAGUUAACAGGCAAUAAGUCACAAGGCACUAACUUCAGUCUGAAAGGUGCUCGAGGAGAUGAGAUACGUUAUUUGGAAUAUUCCACUGAUGACAAAUGACGGAAAUUGAUAUUGAGUAUUGAUAAGUAGCAAAUCUGAUCCAGCAGGUGUUACUAGUUUCUAACAGUUACUGCUUUUCAUGUAAGCUACAAAAUCAGAAUAUCUAUUUUUCACCAGAAAGGCGCGAGAGAUCUGCAGUCUGGUGCUGCAAAUAUGUUCUUGCAUUUCUUGAAUUAUAAAUCUUUAAAAGAAA
Molecule: messenger RNA, 3206 nt
Organism: Hemiscyllium ocellatum (epaulette shark)
Lineage: Eukaryota; Metazoa; Chordata; Chondrichthyes; Orectolobiformes; Hemiscylliidae
Gene: slc25a25b
Product: solute carrier family 25 member 25b
Exons: 10
Coding region: 86-1576 (496 amino acids)
Biological process (GO): transmembrane transport
Cellular component (GO): mitochondrial inner membrane
Molecular function (GO): calcium ion binding; ATP transmembrane transporter activity
Source: RefSeq, a predicted model, not a curated record